This is a messenger RNA of Arachis stenosperma, 1122 nucleotides long. RefSeq lists its product as uncharacterized. The record is from RefSeq and is a predicted model, not a curated record. The transcript is spliced from 7 exons. Bases 1 to 1122 code for a protein of 373 amino acids. NCBI's taxonomy places the organism in Eukaryota, Viridiplantae, Streptophyta, Magnoliopsida, Fabales, Fabaceae.
AUGGGAUAUCAGUCAUUUGAUAAUGCUCCUAAUAAUGAACGAAAUUUACAUCAUACUCACUCAUCGGAUGAAAAUCAUCAAGAUGAAUCUCUUGCUCAAGAAGGUGAACUUGUCACUCAAGAAGGGCUCUUGAAAAUAGAGCCUUUUGGCAAUGAGUUUAAUCCAUGUACUGCUGUUUGUCAUGUAACAAAUGCCAUUAAAAGCAAAUUUUCAGAAUUCUGCCCUUCCUGGAGACAUGCUAGUGAGCAAAUGCGAGAUUUGUGGUUUAUUGAAUUUAAGAAAAAUUGUAUGUGGGAACCUCAAUACAAUGCAAGAAUUCGUCAAAUUUUUAAGAUUAAAGGGAGUGAUCGAUUAAGAUCGUUGAUGAAUCAGGAGAGACGCAAUUAUUCAAAAGACCCUAACCAUGUACCAAAAUAUAUUCCUGAACCCGUUUGGCGUCAACUAUUACAUUAUUUUGCUACAGAUUCAAAAUUUAAGAACUGGUCAGCAGUAAAUACUGUGAAUCGAGCAUCAAAUGCUGGAAGUUCCAUGCAUACUGGUGGUUCCAUAUCUAUGGGUGAACAUGCACGCAGAAUGGAGAAAGCUACGGGAGUAAAACCUUCUCUAGAAGAGGUUUAUACUAAAUGCCACACCAAAAAAGACAAAAGUUGGAUUGAUGAAAGAUCUGAGAAAGUCAUUGGAGAUGUUGAGGCAUCUAAGGAAGGCCUAGAUAUACCAGAUGAUUAUACUGUUUGGAAUGAAGUUGUGACAAAGGGAAAAAAGAAAGCUACUUUUGGUUUAGGUUCUUUUGGUUUAGAUCUCUCUUCAAAGUUGGAUUCUAGAAAUUGUUCAGAGACAUCCAAAGACAAUCUAAAUAUUGAGCAAGAACUUCACAUGUGGAAAGAAAAAGCAAAGGAGCAAGAAAUGAUCAAUGAAGAGCAAAAGGUUAAGUUGAAAGAUGCUGAGCACAAGUUAAAAGAUCAAGGACGUCAACUAAAAGUUCAACAGAAAAGAAUUGGUUCUACUGAAAAGACAAUUCAUGUUUUGUAUAAAAAGUUGAAUCUCCCACUUCCUUCAACCUUGUCUGAUCCUACGGAAGAUGAGCUUGGGACAAGCUCUAGUGAUGAUAACAUGAGUGAUUGA